ACAGAAGUUCAACAAAUGAACUGAUUGUUGAUGUUAGUACCCUGGUUUAUUUAACUGAUAAAUUAAACAAAUUAACCUGUCAACACACACAGAGAGAGGGGGAGAGAUUAUCUAUAAUAUCUAUAAUAGUACAUAGCGUGAUGCAUCUACUACUAUAGAACAAGGAAUUUUGAGCCAAGAAGAGGGAUUGGAUGAAGACAGUGACAAGAUGUGUACGAAGAGUAUUUUAUUGUUGUUUACACUUGGUGUGCUAUUAAUAGCCUACAGGAUGUACAACAUAUUACAGAGACCAAUGCCAUUAGACCUCGAUCAACCAGAAAAACUUAGAUUUGUCGACGAACUCGGCAGAAUCGCUAGAUUCUUGGAAAAUGGAUUGGAAUAUCUGGGUAUAACACCAGCCUCUCGUCCUUUAAAAGUAUUGGUAGAUUUAGUUUUAUCGUUGUUGACAAACCCAAUUAUUCGGAUACCGGAUAACAUUAAGAUAACAGAGGAGGUGUUUAACGGGGUCAAAGUUCAUGUUUAUACUCCAACGGGUGGCAGUAAACCUCUACCAGUAUUUGUGUUUUUCCAUGGCGGUGGGUGGACGUGGUUCUCUGUUGGGACCUAUAAUGCAGCACUCAGGAACUUUGCCAAUAAAACAAACCACGUGGUUAUUGCUGUCGAUUAUAGAAAAGCCCCUCAAGAUAUAUUUCCGGCAGCGUACGACGAUUGUCUUGCAGUAACGGAACAUGUUCUAGAAAACACGCAGACGUUAAAUAUAAAAAAGGACGCAAUUUCAUUGGCCGGUGACGGUUCCGGUGGAAAUAUUGCGGCUGCCGUUGCUAUCGCGUUGAAGGAAAAAAUAAAAAUGCAGCUACUUAUAAACCCGGCAUUACAAAUGGUGAAUUUUAAAACCCCGUCUUAUCAAGACAAUGAGGAUGUUUUAGCGGGACUGACAUCUCCAGAAAAAGUAGCCGCUGCUUGGUUACGGUAUGCAGGAAUGCCACUCGAUUUAAAAUCUACGUUGCUAAGUAACCAACACAUUUCAUUAGACAUUCAUAAAAAAUAUUGGAACCUUUUAAACAGCAAAUAUCAUGUUCCCAAAUAUCUGAAUGUUACAAAGAAAAAAACAGUUUAUCCACGCGAGAAAGCGGACAGGAUUUCUUUUGUGUUUGAUGAACUAAUCGCAGAUGUGCGUUUUUGUCCGAUGUUGACGACUAAGCUCGACAAUUUACCAAGUACGUACAUUAUUACGUCACAGUAUGACGUAUUGCGUGACGAGGCAAUCAUGUAUUCUCACAGAUUACAACAAGCGGGUAUCAAGGUGAAAUUACGUCACUAUAAAAAUGGUUUCCAUGGAUUUUUUCAUUUUGCUCAUCGGUGUUUACUGCAGUUUAAAUCAAGCAAAUUGGCGCUGGAACACCUGGUGUCGUUUCUAAACUUUAACAAUUUUCACAACUGAAAUAUUUUCACAUGAAAACAUAAUUGUAUCAUUUUAGUUUGUCGAAAUUAGCCUGUUGAAAGCAACCAAAUAAUUUAUAUUGGCCUGUUGGAAAGCCUUGUGCACAUGCGCAAUAGCUGGUAAUUAAAGUCCAUGAUUCCAAUUU
Molecule: messenger RNA, 1586 nt
Organism: Patella vulgata (common limpet)
Lineage: Eukaryota; Metazoa; Mollusca; Gastropoda; Patellidae
Product: neutral cholesterol ester hydrolase 1
Exons: 6
Coding region: 209-1441 (410 amino acids)
Cellular component (GO): membrane
Molecular function (GO): carboxylic ester hydrolase activity
Source: RefSeq, a predicted model, not a curated record